This is a messenger RNA of Paecilomyces variotii, 2658 nucleotides long. RefSeq lists its product as hypothetical. The record is from RefSeq and is a predicted model, not a curated record. Lineage: Eukaryota; Fungi; Ascomycota; Eurotiomycetes; Eurotiales; Thermoascaceae. The transcript is spliced from 2 exons. Bases 1 to 2658 code for a protein of 885 amino acids.
AUGCAAUUUUUCAGAAGAAACAAGUCGCACGCCGCCGAGGCCUCUGUUGAACGAUCGCGCGCGCGUUCCCACGGGGAGUUGCUUGUCGAAGCGCCGGGGAAUCGUCAACACCCCGCCUUCCCACCGCCCGCUGGCGAUCACUACAAGGACGACGAGGACUCUUCAUACCAGCAGCGUCAAUUCUCCCGUCAACGAUUCUCGUACCACGAGCCUUCGCAGUCUCAGACAUACCAGGAUCAUCCGGGCGACAGCUCAAGGGCGUCUCGCAACUCUGUCUCUUCAGCAAAACCGACGGUUAUCAACUUGGUACCUCCGACUCCCCUAGCCGUCGCUGCGAGCUUCGAUGCUGACGCCUUUACCCAGAGCACCGCGGAGCAGUCGUGGCCUUUACCAGCACCCGUGCCUGAAACUCCCAGAAGCGAUCGGGAAUCGCGGAAAUUGAAGAAGGGAAUAUUCGGACGGCAUUCAUCUUCGAGAGACGAGGGCACUUUCUUGGGACGCAACAUCUCUGUAAAGCGCAAAGGCGGCUCCCCGCGACAACAGUCCAAUCCGCAACACCAGAACGUUUCGCAGCAGUCGAUUACAAGCGACGGGGGCGCUUCAGGAAGGGAUGACGAAUCUACUGCUGCGAAGCUGAACAAAGAAGCUUGGAACCCAUCGAAUCCAGAGUUACAGAUGCAACAUAUGUCAACUGGGUCCCCUCAAGGCCAGACUCCAUACGGACAACCUGCUGCCAAUAGAUACCCUCAGCCAUCUCAAUCUCCCACUCGGCGCGAGUAUCCAUCAAUCCAGCGUGUGAAUACAGAACCGAUCAACACGGGGAGUUUCUACCAACAGCGGGUCGCCAACGACUCGUUUCACAGCCAGGUGAGCCCACGUCGCUUGCCUCAGAACCCAGAGGAUCUAAGGCAGUCAUCACCCCAGCAGCCUCUGUUUAGAGCCAUACAGUAUUCUCCAAGUGAUUCUUCCAUCAAGCACAGCCCGCACCAAGCCCAGAUACCCCAAGACCCAUUCUCUAUGUACAGACGUAACUCCUCCCAACCGGAUCCUGGUACAGCACAGCGGCCGCCUUCGCAGCAGUCUUAUGGUCCGCCUUCUCCCGUCUUCCAGUGGCAUCAAUCUGAUACCAAACAACAGAAUCAGGUGCCCCGGCAGUUAUUACAGCCCAUCACCCAGCCGCCACAUCAAGGAGGAAUGAGCCCCGCGGAGCGAUCUGCUAGCAUGAGACAGCCCACAGAAUCCGCCCAACAACAGGGCCAAGUUAGUGACAACCAGGGCAGUGCGCAGUCACUCUAUGUGCAGAGUACGGGUGCUCCCGCCCAAGGUCCCAGUCUUAAGAGCGAGAUGUCCCAGCAGAAUAUUCAGGAGCAGGGCCGAGAGACACCGCCUCCUCAAAGCAAAAGUCGUGAUGAUCUCGCCGAGGUAGAUGUGAGGGCCUUACUACAGAAACAUGAGGAACUUCAUGCAAAGUACCAAAAAGUGAAAAGGUACUAUUUCGAAAAGGAAAACCAGGUCCAACAGCUCCAAAAUACUGUAGCACAUCAGCGAAUGGCUGCCUCGCGGACAGUUUUGGAUGAUAAUGAAUACACCAACCGUUUCACUCGCCUCGACGGAGCCAUUAAAGACCUUGCGUUUUCUACCAGGAAAGAUUGGAAGAGCAUUCCGACUUGGCUACAACCAUACGUGAACGAGGAUGCGCACACUGUAGGCACAAAGGAGAUGACCGCUGUCGGACGCGCGGUAAUUACUCGCUGGCUGGUUGAUGAGCUGUUCGAACGGCACUUUCAUCCCUCCAUCGAGCCGACCUUGAGUGCCCAGCUCAAGAACAUCGAGGCAAAUAUCCGGCGACAGAGUGUCAAGACGUAUACAGAAGAGGACAAGGAGAACAUCAUUGCGAGGAUUUCGAAUUGGCGCCGCACAACCCUGGACGGUCUCCAGGAUGCUUUACAAGGCAAGGCCGCGGAAGAAAACCGCACCCGCCUCAUCGAUCAUCUAGUGGAGAAGUUGGUUGCCAGCCUCGAGAUGCAUUUGAACGAGCCUCCACCCCCGGGAUUGGAUAGUUCAGGAAGAAAUAUUGUGGAGAAUGCAGUAGGUAUCGCUGAGAAGAUUCCGUUCGAAUCUCGCGACGUCUGGAUUGAAUAUUUCGCGCCGGGGUCGCUGAUCAAUGACACUCACAUGAAAGUGGAGACGACACUUCCGCCCUUAAAAAAUCCAAAACUCGAGUCAGUUAAUACUCAGGGACCCUCUGCGAACGAUGCUCAAGGAGAUGGCCAGAAUGAUGGAGAAGAUGCCGGCAACACCAGAGAUGACAAUGAAUCUUUGUCUGCAAACUAUAGUGCUGACGCCUCCUCUGCGGCCCAGCAAUCGUCGCAGCAGAAUAUGCCACCCAUCAGAGAGCAGAGAAAGAGAUCUGUGUUGGGGGGCUUGAUGGGAAGGAAACCUACUGCGGCUGCCGCUGGACCGGCUCAGCCCCAGCAAGAAGCUUCCAGUCGCUCAAACUCGAUAGUAGCGAAAGAAACAAAGGACCAGGGCGAGUCUGAAAAGAAUGAGAGUUGUUCAGCCACACGAAUACGGUUCGCAUCUUUCCUGGCUGUUGAAGUAAGAGGCAAGGGCCCGACAAGUGUGCUUCUCAAAGCUCCUGUUUAUCCCCUCGAAUGA